Molecule: messenger RNA, 2196 nt
Organism: Artibeus jamaicensis (Jamaican fruit-eating bat)
Lineage: Eukaryota; Metazoa; Chordata; Mammalia; Chiroptera; Phyllostomidae
Gene: KCTD12
Product: potassium channel tetramerization domain containing 12
Exons: 1
Coding region: 276-1250 (324 amino acids)
Biological process (GO): regulation of G protein-coupled receptor signaling pathway; protein homooligomerization
Cellular component (GO): postsynaptic membrane; presynaptic membrane
Molecular function (GO): protein binding
Source: RefSeq, a predicted model, not a curated record
ACGCCUCCUGCGCGCCCCGGCGCCUUAGCGGGGCGGCUCUACUUAAGCCGCGCGCGGGCCGCGACCUGGCACUCGCCUGGAGCGCGCGGGCGAGGCGGGCGGAGCGCAACGGGACCCUCUCGGAGCACAGCGGCGCCCUCGCACCGCUCCUGGGCCUCCUGGAGGCGGCGGCUGGGUCGCAGGGCUGAGCGAGCGUCGCGUCCGGGAAAGGCGACCGCAGCCCGUGAGUGCAGCCCGGCUCCCUGUCGCUACCCGAGCCCGGCCACCCCGUAACCAUGGCUCUGGCGGACAGCACCCGUGGAUUACCCAACGGGGGUGGCGGGGGCGGCAGCGGCUCCUCGUCCUCCUCCGCGGAGCCGCCGCUCUUCCCCGAUAUCGUGGAGCUGAACGUAGGGGGGCAGGUGUAUGUGACUCGGCGCUGCACGGUGGUGUCCGUGCCCGAGUCGCUGCUCUGGCGCAUGUUCACGCAGCAGCAGCCGCAGGAGCUGGCCCGGGACAGCAAAGGCCGCUUUUUUCUGGACCGAGACGGCUUCCUCUUUCGUUACAUCCUGGAUUACCUGCGGGACUUGCAGCUCGUGCUGCCCGACUACUUCCCCGAGCGCAGCCGGCUGCAGCGUGAGGCCGAGUACUUCGAGCUGCCCGAACUCGUGCGCCGCCUCGGGGAGCCCCAGCAGCCUGGCCCGGGGCCACCGCCGCACCCCAGGCGCGGGGUGCAAAAGGAGGGCUCGCUGGGAGACGAGCUGCUGUCGCUCGGCUACACGGAGCCCGAGCAGCAGGAGGGCGCCUCCGCCGGAGCACCGUCGCCCACGCUGGAGCUGGCGAGCCGCAGCCCGUCCGGGGGCACCGCGGGUCCGCUGCUCACGCCGUCCCAGUCGUUGGACGGGAGCCGACGCUCCGGCUACAUCACCAUCGGUUACCGCGGCUCCUACACUAUUGGGCGGGACGCGCAGGCGGACGCCAAGUUCCGGCGAGUGGCGCGCAUCACCGUGUGCGGCAAGACCUCGCUGGCCAAGGAAGUGUUCGGGGACACCCUGAACGAGAGCCGGGACCCCGACCGACCUCCGGAGCGCUACACCUCGCGCUAUUACCUCAAGUUCAACUUCCUGGAGCAGGCUUUCGACAAGCUGUCCGAGUCGGGCUUCCACAUGGUGGCGUGCAGUUCCACUGGCACCUGCGCCUUCGCCAGCGCCGACCAGAGCGAGGACAAGAUCUGGACCAGCUACACCGAGUACGUCUUCUGCAGGGAGUGAGCGCCCCCAGACCCCCUCGCGACUCCAGCGCACCCAUUCCCCUUUCUUCUUGCCCAGGAGAGGAUUAUAGACCUCCCCUCCCACCCCAUGCCCUCUCGUUCCCCCUGCCCCCACCUCCAAUAGCUGCGCUGGCCCCCCUUGGCCCCACUUGAGAACUUGGAGCUGCGAGUCCUUUCGGCUUUUUCUUUUGUCUUCUUUGGACCCCACUAACCAAGAGGGCCCGGGUGUACCCCGUACACCCCAUGCUUCCUCUGCCCCCUCCCUCUCCCCAGUUGUCCUUCAGUCUGGAGCUAGUGGGGCAGUGUGGCGCCAAGUCACGAAGUACCUGGGAAUGAUUGAAUUGUUCAGAACCUGAUUGGACCCUGUCCAGUGCGUGGAAGAUUUCCUUGAAAUCUUCUCAAGCACUUCGGACUCAUUCGAAAUUAAAGAGAUCGGAACUGAUAACGCUGGGAAAAGCGAUUUUGGCCCUCUUUGAGAAGUAAGAGUUUUAGAAGGCCGGAUGGAACACUCCACCUGGAAUUGGGAUCCCGUGGAGGCAGUUCAGUGACUCUAAAUGAAUAAAGUUUGGAAAAGGUACAGGUAAAUGUAGGAGAAGAACCUAGUGCUGGCACAAUGAAGGAUCGUAUCUUCUACUUUAUGCAGAAAUAAAGGUCUUCACCUGUGGCUGAAACUUGUAGAAAGUUACCUCCGGCCUGAGGAGGCGCCCUUUUCCUCUGCUCACUGCCAGAAGCCCUUGGUUGGCCUGGUUGACUUGGCAGCAGUUGGCAGGCGAAAGGGAGAAAAAGCCCUGCCGCUGACAGGGGCCGGACCGCCCAACUCACCGAGGUUUUCGGGGAGGGCAGCCAGCAGGGACGACUUGGAGCUGGGUAGUGAUGCACGUCGUGGGGAUUAGGAAAGCCCAAGUAUUCUUGCAGUGAAUAGCGGGAGGAAUUUAGCUCUUAAGACU